AUGGCUUAUUUUGGAUUUAAGCAUAAACACGUACUCAUAUUCAUAAUACUGAUAUUAUUUACAACAUCAUCAACCAAUUGCAGUUUUCAAAAGAGACAGGGUUCUUGUAAUGACUGUAUUAAUAAGUUUUGUGCUUGCUCUUUCAACGGCGGCGGUCAAUGUGGAACAAUACUUAACGAAUGCAAUUUAUAUUGUGGAAAAAUAGGUACUAUUAAAUGUACAGCAACAUCUAUAGAGACUAUAAAUUUACCUCCUACACCUACACCUACUCCAAAAACUCCACCACCAAAAGCACCACCAAAAGUACCAACAAAAGUACCAACAAAAGUACCACCAAAAGUACCAACAAAGGUACCAACAAAAGUACCACCAAAAGUACCACCAAAAGUACCACCAAAAGUACCACCAAAAGUACCACCAAAAGUACCACCAAAAGUACCACCAAAAGUACCACCAAAAGUACCACCAAAAGUACCACCAAAAGUACCACCAAAAGUACCACCAAAAGUACCACCAAAAGUACCACCAAAAGUACCACCAAAAGUACCACCAAAAGUACCACCAAAAGUACCACCAAAAGUACCACCAAAAGUACCACCAAAAGUACCACCAAAAGUACCACCAAAAGUACCACCAAAAGUACCACCAAAAAUGCCACCAAAAGGUGCACCACCAAAAGAACCAAAAGGCGCACCACCAAAAGAACCAAAAGGUGCACCAACAAAUGAACCACCAAAAGGUGCACCACCAAAAGUACCACCAAAAGGUGCACCACAAAAAGAACCACCAAAAGGUGCACCACCAAAAGCACCACCAAAAGAACCACCAAAAGUACCACCACCUGCACCUCCACCAAAAGAACUACCACCACCAAUACCAAAAGCUCCACCACCAUUAGGUGUAACGCCAACGCCAACCAUCCCUGCUAAAACAACACCUACUACUUGUACCUCUGGAGAUGAUCCUAAAUGCUUUCCAUCAAACAUUGUUCCGAUAGUUACAACAUAUACAGAAUCAGGUGUAGAAACACCAACACCAGUUCCUGAAAACGCAAAAUUGACAACAAUCGAAACAACACUUACAUCAUACUUUGCUGGUUAUUCAACAAUAAAUUCCUUAGGUAUACCUACAUUCGUCCCUCCAUCCACUCUAUAUGUAGUGAAGAGUAUUGCCGUUACUGAAGCUCCUACCAAUACUAUAGUUUCAGAUUCUACGACAAUUUUACAUGAUAUUAAUAGUCAUGGUUUAUGGGGUGUUACUAUGAGUUUAUCCGUAAUAACUGCAACUUUCAUUUUUAUGAUGAUUGCGUAA
Rhizophagus irregularis DAOM 181602=DAOM 197198 is the source of this 1311-nucleotide messenger RNA. RefSeq lists its product as uncharacterized. Lineage: Eukaryota; Fungi; Glomeromycota; Glomeromycetes; Glomerales; Glomeraceae. The record is from RefSeq and is a predicted model, not a curated record.